This is a messenger RNA of Prunus armeniaca (apricot), 189 nucleotides long. NCBI's taxonomy places the organism in Eukaryota, Viridiplantae, Streptophyta, Magnoliopsida, Rosales, Rosaceae. The record is from the annotation of a GenBank genome assembly.
AUGACGACGGCGCCAUUUUGCUUGGGUACUACAAGCUGCCAGAUGUUGCCACCUCUCCAACUGGGACUCCUCUAUAUGACCGAGCCUCUUGCUAAAAUGCCACCAAAAUGUGGAUUCAACAAUGUUCAAGUUGUUGGCUCUGAUGGCAAAUACUUCAACUUUCGUAUGGGCCUUGACAAUUCUGGUUGA